AUGUUCGUGUCGAGAACGUUAUCGUCAAAGAUAAGGAGCCGCGGUGAUAUUGUUCAAAAUGUUGCUUCCAGUGGAAUAACAUCUUUGCUCUUGCCGGGAGGCAGGACGGCGCAUUCCAGAUUUGCUAUACCGCGCUCUUUAAACGAAGAUUCCACGUGCAAUAUAUCGCAAGGCAUUGACCUUGCUGAGCUUAUAAUAAGGAGCAAAUUCAUAAUAUGGGAUGAAGCACUGAUGACACAUAAACACUGUUUUGAGGCUUUGGACAAAACCAUGAGGGAUCUAUUGAGGUUUGCCAUACCGGGUAGUGCUGAAAAGACUUUUAGUAGAAAGACAAUAGUUUUGGGCGGCGAUUUUAGACAAGUGCUACUUGUUAUUCCGAAAGUAACAAGACCAGUAGUUGUCGGAGCAACUAUUAAUUCUUCAUACAUGUGGACAAAUUGCAAGGAAUUUAGGUUCACCAAGAACUUGAUACUACGGACCCUAACUUCAGAGGAAGAUAGACAUACGGUUGAUUGUUUUCAAAAUAGAUUGCAGAGCGAUCCUCUUGCCGACUUUAGAUGUUGA
Messenger RNA from Ipomoea nil (Japanese morning glory), 564 nucleotides. RefSeq lists its product as uncharacterized. Bases 1 to 564 code for a protein of 187 amino acids. The transcript has a single exon. The record is from RefSeq and is a predicted model, not a curated record. Gene Ontology annotation, biological process: DNA repair; telomere maintenance. Lineage: Eukaryota; Viridiplantae; Streptophyta; Magnoliopsida; Solanales; Convolvulaceae. Gene Ontology annotation, molecular function: DNA helicase activity.